Molecule: messenger RNA, 456 nt
Organism: Mollisia scopiformis
Lineage: Eukaryota; Fungi; Ascomycota; Leotiomycetes; Helotiales; Mollisiaceae
Exons: 2
Coding region: 1-456 (151 amino acids)
Molecular function (GO): hydrolase activity
Source: RefSeq, a predicted model, not a curated record
AUGUCUAUCGAUCUGGUUGGAGGUAGUCUGCCUGCCGGAGAGUUGCCAAUCAAUUGCUUGAUUCGUGAGUCCCACGAAGAAUCGGGCUUGUCCUCUGAGGUGGUCAGCAAACUUGCAAAGCCGGUUGGUACCAUCAGCUACGUCACUUCUUCCGACACCAAGACCACCAGUGGCGGAGAGUCUGGACUUAUUCGUGCAGAAGUACAAUUCAUUUACGAUAUGAAAGUUGGUCCAGAAAUUGUGCCGAUGCCCUACGACAUGGAAGCCUCGUCUAUUGAUCUAUUCACUAUUGAUGAGAUCAAGAACGCGUUAGAUGAUGGCGAGUUUACACCUGCUAAUGCAUGUCUCAUGCUGGAUUUCUUUAUUCGCCAUGGUCUGACGACUUUUGAGAACGAGGAGAACUAUACGCAGAUCAUAAGCCGAUUGCAUCGGUCUUCGGGAAUGCAGACCUUUUGA